AUGAGCUCAUCUCGACCUCCGUCUAAUCCUUCCUCGCGAAGCUCUACUCCAAAUCCUGCGAAUUCCCGGUUUACUUCACAGAGUACAACUGCAGAAGACCUCCUCAAAUCUCAAACUGUUGGAUUGGUUCACCUUUCGGAUUUCAAGAAACGAAGGGUUGAAGUACUGGAACAAAAGGAACGGGAAGCGCAAGAUAGAACAUUGGGAAUUGCUACUCCAUCCUCAGCAUCGGGCGCGGCUACGCCCUCUGAACGUGGAUCAACACCUCAGCCGCCCAAAAAGAAGAAGAAGACGGUGGCCAAGGGCAAACUAUCCUUUGGCCUGGAUGACGAAGAAGAAGACUCAAGUACCUCUACUACUGCCUCACCAAAGCCGGGCACGCCAGACGUGCAAAGGUCUGAAUCAACUUCACCCAACCCUGAAGAUGGAGCUGGUGUGAAGAAGAAGCGGCUUGGCCCCAAUGCCAAUGUUACCGUCGCGCCCAAGGCAAUGACCAAAUCUGCGCUUCUUCGCGAAGCGCAAACGAGAGAACAAUUGCGAAAAGAAUUUUUAGUGAUGCAGGAGGCUGUCAAAGCUACGGAGAUCCUCAUGCCAUUUACAUUCUACGAUGGCACACAUAUUCCUGGCGGCGUCUGCAAAGUCAGGAAGGGCGAUCACGUAUGGUUGUUCCUUGAUAAGGCACGUAAAGUCGGCGCUGAACUUGCCGUUGGUGGCGGCGGAGAAAAGGCCAAUCGUCGAGAAUGGGCUCGAGUUGGGGUCGAUGAUCUAAUGCUCGUCAAGGGCGAUCUCAUCAUCCCACAUCAUUAUGAUUUCUACUAUUUUAUUGUCAAUAAGACCAAGGGACGGGAUCAAGUUCCUUUAUUUCCCUUUUCGUCCCAGCCGACCUCUACCACGCCAUCUUCCUCCCGGCCUGAAGAUGAGCCGGACUUCAAUCCUCUUUCGAAACCACCAAAGCAAAAAGAGAGCUCUCGCACGCCGCUUGAUCCGCGAUUGGAGGGGUAUGAUAAUGACCCGACCCUGACCAAGGUUGUCGAUCGACGGUGGUAUGAACGUAAUAAACACAUCUUCCCUGCCAGCACCUGGGAAGAGUUUGAUCCGACCAAGGACUAUACCUCGACGAUUCGAAAGGACACCGAGGGAAAUGCAUUCUUCUUUUAA
Molecule: messenger RNA, 1158 nt
Organism: Xylona heveae TC161
Lineage: Eukaryota; Fungi; Ascomycota; Xylonomycetes; Xylonales; Xylonaceae
Product: XAP5-domain-containing protein
Exons: 3
Coding region: 1-1158 (385 amino acids)
Biological process (GO): chromatin organization
Cellular component (GO): nucleus
Source: RefSeq, a predicted model, not a curated record